Messenger RNA from Melitaea cinxia (Glanville fritillary), 1182 nucleotides. It is a transcript of the gene alc, whose product is annotated as 5'-AMP-activated protein kinase subunit beta-1-like. Gene Ontology annotation, cellular component: nucleus; cytoplasm; nucleotide-activated protein kinase complex. Gene Ontology annotation, molecular function: protein kinase binding. The transcript has 5 exons. The coding region runs from base 202 to 1047 and encodes 281 amino acids. Lineage: Eukaryota; Metazoa; Arthropoda; Insecta; Lepidoptera; Nymphalidae. The record is from RefSeq and is a predicted model, not a curated record. Gene Ontology annotation, biological process: signal transduction.
UUUUUUGACAAGACGAACUGUCAAUUGUUUAGUAAAAAAUAAAAAUGUUUUUGUAUCAAGUCAAGUAUUUUAUUAAUAUUACCGAUAGCUUGAUCCUUUUUAAUUGUUAAGAAUUUAUUUAUUUUAGUUUUGGCAACUUAUACUGGUUUAAAAGUGACACAUUGAUUGAAAAUAGCAAAUAUAUUUAAGUUUCAAUAAAAAAUGGGAAAUGCAGGAAGCAAUCACCCAAAAGAGUGGCACAAAGAUCAUGCUACUAAACAGCCAGAUGUUGGUUCAUCUUCCCCAGCAAAGGAAGGAGAAGCUUUUACAUUUGACAAAAAGAUUGACGACGACCGUGGUAUUCGGGAAGAUGACAACAAUAUUGAAGAUGGAGCACCUUAUUAUACCAAAGCUGUGCCAGAACAUGACGUGGAAGAAACAAUUAUGCGCGAAAGAUCUAAUACAUUGACAGAUGAUAACAAAGAUGCUGAUGAAGUUAAAGUAUUGCCAACUGUAUUUAAAUGGGAAGGUGGAGGAAAGCAGGUGUUUAUAAGUGGUACUUUUACUGAUUGGAAAACUAUACCCAUGGUUAAAUCACAUGGAGAUUUUGUUACUAUAAUUGAUCUGCCCGAAGGGGAACACCAAUACAAGUAUUUUGUAGAUGGAGAGUGGCGUCAUGACCCUACUGUGAAAGUUGUAGACAACGGUAUGGGUUCUAAAAACAACUUGGUCACAGUAAAAAUGUCUGAUUUCGAAGUCUUUCAAGCUCUUGCUAAGGAUAGUGAAGGAGUACAUAGCGGUGCACAAACUGAAUACUCUCAGGAAAUACCACAAUCUAAACCGUGGGAAAAAAUUUCAGGACCUCCCAUUUUGCCACCUCAUCUUUUACAAGUAAUUUUGAACAAGGAUACCCCUUUAUCUUGUGAGCCUACGUUACUACCAGAACCUAAUCAUGUGAUGUUAAAUCAUUUGUAUGCCUUAUCAAUUAAAGAUGGAGUCAUGGUGCUGUCAGCUACUCAUCGGUAUCGAAAGAAGUAUGUCACUACCCUGUUGUACAAACCCAUAUAGUUUUUUACAGGUUCUUUCGUUAAGACAAGAUAUAUAUUAAUAAGGUGAUUAUUUCUGUAGUAUUUAUAUAGUUUAGUUAAAUUAAUUAAUAAUAUUUAAGUAAAAUUGUGCAGUACAAUAAAUGCAUAAAUUGUU